Limulus polyphemus (Atlantic horseshoe crab) is the source of this 1677-nucleotide messenger RNA. RefSeq lists its product as uncharacterized. Bases 1 to 1677 code for a protein of 558 amino acids. The record is from RefSeq and is a predicted model, not a curated record. NCBI's taxonomy places the organism in Eukaryota, Metazoa, Arthropoda, Merostomata, Xiphosura, Limulidae. The transcript is spliced from 14 exons. Gene Ontology annotation, molecular function: metalloendopeptidase activity. Gene Ontology annotation, biological process: proteolysis.
AUGACCAUGAUCACACGGUUACUCUUGUUCAUGUUUGUGUUCAGUUUUGGAGGAAGCAUUCCUAUUAAAGAAAAAGCUACAAUAUUGAAGACUGACGUCAUUCACUUAUCUACUGGCCUUGUUUUCAGAAAUUCUCCAGCAAUAACUUUUGUAGAGAUUUAUGCGCUUGGGAGGAAUUUUACUCUAAACUUGCGGAAAUCAAAUAUUAUCCAUGAGAAUUUCAGAAUCACUGAAAUAUUUGGCUCUGAAAAAGAGCCAUCAAUUGAACGAGAAGUUAAAGUUAACCUUGAUGACCUAAAGGACAACAUUUAUGUCGACAGCUCUACCCGUUGUGUAGUAUACUACAAACGAAAUGGAAACUCUAUUUUUAUGGAAGGGCUUUUGGCAGAAAAUGUUAUAAUUACUCCUCUCACACCCGAAUUCAAUGAUUAUGACCAGGUAAACUUUCCUUUAUCGUCUGGAGACUCCAUUAUAGACUACAUUGAAGGAAUUCCUCACGCCGUAGUUCUUUCUGCUCCAAAAAAAUAUCUGAUAGAUGAUUACGUUAUUCCUGAGGUUACGAAAACAGAUGAUUUACGAGAAAAUUUUACGUCGAAUGUACUUUACAGUGUAGACGAAAGUGUUUUGAAAGAAAACUUUGAAUUUGAUGAACACUCCAGAAACGCUGAUAAACUGCAAUCUAUUGCUGCUGAAACUAACGAACUGAAUCAUAUUCCAGAGAUUCUUCACCCAGAGGUCCUUGUUAUAAUGGACUAUGCUCACUGGAAAGGCUUCGAGGAUGUUUCUGUAGCAGCACUGACGCGUUACAUAACUAUAUUUUGGAAUGUGUCUUCUAAAUUGCAACCUUACAUAGAGGACCACAGGACAAAACUUGGUUUCGUUGAUGGAAAAAAAGUUGUGAAGUCCAUUAACAAAUACGCCGUGAAAUGGAACAGCAGUAGAGAGUACGAUUUAGGUAUUCUUAUGACUGGAGAAGAUUUGUCAAAAGAAGAUGGAUCGAAGGAUUAUUGGGGACUUGCUGGAGUUUCUUUUAUUGGCGGUGCUUGUACGCAAAAUAUGAAAAUUGGGGUCGCCGAAGAUGAACCUGGGACGUACAGUGGAGUUGAAAUUGUUGCUCACGAAAUAGGACACUUACUCGGUGUUGUUCAUGAUGGUGAAGAUAUGUUGGAUUUCCUUGGAGGUCCUGGAGCAUCAUCCUGCUCAGCGAGUGAUGGAUAUCUGAUGGCGCCUGUAUUUGGUGGAUAUAACGAUUAUAAGUGGUCCACAUGUAGCAUUAAACAACUUCGACACUUCUUCAGUUUAGGAAGGUCAAAGUGCUUACGUGUGGAUAAGUUAAGAAAUGACACUCUUCUGUCAGCACCAGAACAGAAUAUUACACCAACAGAUAUGUGUCGUGAGCUGUAUCCUCAGAAUCGAGAAAACGAAGUCCAAGCCGUUAUUUUAUUAGAUAAUCACAUUAAUUCUGAGCUUGUUAAGAAAGUUUUAAAGAAUAAGUCUACUAAGCGAGAUAAUAUUUUGCUAAGUGUUUUGAAGGAGUUUAAGGAUUGGAUAUGUGAGCUACAUGCUACUAUUGUUUGCAAGUCCUUGAAGCAGGUGCCAGGUGAUUGGAAGUUAGCUAAUGUUACUCCUCUUUGCAAAGGAGAACAAGAAAAAGUGCCUCCUCGUCCCUCAGAAUAA